Hypoxylon fragiforme is the source of this 4154-nucleotide messenger RNA. RefSeq lists its product as uncharacterized. Gene Ontology annotation, molecular function: phosphomevalonate kinase activity; FAD binding. Bases 364 to 3864 code for a protein of 1166 amino acids. Gene Ontology annotation, cellular component: cytoplasm. The record is from RefSeq and is a predicted model, not a curated record. The transcript has a single exon. Lineage: Eukaryota; Fungi; Ascomycota; Sordariomycetes; Xylariales; Hypoxylaceae. Gene Ontology annotation, biological process: cholesterol biosynthetic process.
AGCCAUAGCCAUUGCGCUCUAGGACUUGUAGGGGAAUGAAUAACUAACACCAGCAUGUUUAAACUCGGGUGGAGUAUCUGGAGAAUAUUCAAUACUGCAUCAAAUACUGCAUUAUUGUAUCAGCACAUGAUGCUACAAACCUCGGUAAGGCGACGGUUUGCUCUGCGACGCCCAACUUGAGCCCGAAAUCAGCCCCAGGAGGCUUGCGUGGCUUUCCACGGCGGGUAGCCACUUCAAGCUGCAGGUAAGUUGCGCGUAUAACGUCUCCCUGUAGCCGACAGUCCAUUCUCAUUAUGUGACCCCGAUCAAACCAUUCUCGCCUUCCCUACAAUUGUGAAAAGUCUGCACUUGGACCGAUCUAAGAUGAUUACUCUUGCCUCCCUAAAGCGGGCUCUUCGACAGAAAGCCGCCGAAACGGUAUCGUCCCCGACACAGCCUCUAUCUGAUACACAGUAUCGCGCUGGAUUUGACAUCUUGGUGCGGAGCUCAGGCUGGGCGAUCUACGAAGACUUUGUUAUUCCGCAACUGGUUCAGCUGCUAACCCCCCUCUUCAACUCGCGAAUCCGAAUAUCGGUGCUAGAAAUUGAACCUGGUCCACAAAGCAUCCUCGAAUAUUCGCCUGUCCAUUUGAGACGGAAGGUCAGUGAAUACACUGCAUAUGAGCCUAACGCUUCAUUUGCCGCAAGCCUGUACAAGUGGAUUUCUUCUACCUCGGAUACGGGGUCCCGGCUGCCUUGUCUAGAUAGCCAACCGAAAAUCCAUCAAGUCCCGUUUAGACCGGACAGUCACACGAGGAGCAACACCAGCACAAGUACCAGUGAUCGGGACGAGAAAUUCGAUGUCAUCAUAUUUUCUCGCGGUAUGGACUAUAUGAACCCCAAACACAAAUUCGUUGAACGUGCGUUGGAGAUGCUUGUUUCAGAAGGUGGGAUGGUGGUAGUUUUUCAUAGCGAAGAAUAUCUACACCUCGAAGGCUUAGCGUGCCAUCGGACAGCUUCUUUCCCAACUGGGGUUAUUCGAGUGGUAGAUAACGGCGAGGUAUUAGAUAAUUUCGCUUCCUUCGUUGCCGGGUUUACCCUGCCGGCUGUCGACGAAGACAGGAACAUCCGUUUUAAGUGGCGUGGGGUGUGUCGAGACUUGGGCCGUCAUGAAGAAGCUUACCCGGGUCAUCUCUUGUUCAGCUCUCCCACUGUCAUGGUAGCCUUUAACCAGUAUGCAACUUCGUUGCCGAAGCUGACGGCCCAAGUGCCAUUGGUAAAGGGGGGCGUGACGAUGAAAAGUCGGGAGGGUCGUCUUCAUCACCCUGCCGCCACUGUUAGACCAACAGAGAUUCAGCAUGUUCAACAGUGCGUUGAAUGGGCUCUAAAACAUGGGCUCGGCCUGACCGUUAUCGGUGGAGGCCACAGCGGCCACGGUAUUUGGCCCAACGUUGUGUCGGUCGAUAUGAGCGCCUUUGAUCAAAUACACAUCGUCACCGCCGAAGAAGAGCAUGGAAAAUCUCGUCCCAGCUGCGCUUUCUGGGCCGUCGUAGGGGCAGGUUGUAAAACGGGGGAUAUCGUUUGCAAAACUAUGGAAGCUGGUUUGACAGUACCCAUGGGGACCCGUCCAAGCGUCGGGGCGGGACUAUGGCUGCAAGGCGGCAUAGGGCACCUUACCCGGCGGCACGGGCUGACGUGUGAUGCCAUUAUCGGUGCCGUAAUCGUUAGCGUCAACUCCGGCCAGGUCCUCUGUGUUGGUUGUGUACCAAGCCAACACCAGCCUCCCGGUGCCGUACGCCUAGAUAACGAAGCAGAAUUGUUAUGGGCGAUAAAGGGCGCCGGGACCAACUUUGGCAUCGUGAUUGGUUUGAUUUUUAAGACUUACGAGGUUCUGGACUAUUUGGUUCACACUUGGACUCUCCCGCUGCACGACAACGACGAAGCACGGGACAAGCUCUAUAGAUACGAUGAAAUUAUCACCAAAUGCCUUGUCCAGAGCUACUCUACGGACAUUUAUUUACACGGGGACAAGAAUCAGUUCUUUCUUAACGUGACUAUCCUCGAACCUUUCACAACUAGUUCCAUGAUUGAAGAAUCCAUCAUUCCGUCUUUAUCAUCUCUAGAUGCAAUUUUAGGGUUAAGACACAGCGAUGCGGUGAGAGACGGCCUUGGCUUAGUUGACGAUGAAAAGUAUAGACCCACAAUGCCAGGUGACCAUAGCGGCGUCAAGACUUCCUCAUUCAAGCGAUGUUUAUUUUUAUACUCCUUCGAGGACAGGGAUAUCGUCGACUCAUUAUUGACGGCUUUUACGACUCGUCCCUCGCCACUCUGCUACCUCCAUUUGAUGCGAACUGAUGGAACAAUUGGCGAUGUGAUGGCCGAUGCUACUGCGUUCGGCUGUCGAGAUUGGUGCUAUGCCUGUGUAGUAACGGGUGUCUGGCCUCGUGGCCAAGAUGGGACUGAGGUCUGUCGAGCUGCCAUACAAUGGGUUUACGAGGUUACCGGGGACUUACUACCCUUCAGCAGUGGAGCUUACGGUGCUGACCUUGGGCCAGAUCCCAGGGAUGCAGCAUUGGCGGCCAAAGCCUUUGGGCCGAACUGGCUGCGCUUGGCCCGUCUCAAACACACCAUGGACCCAUGCAAUGUAUUAGCUUACACCUGCCCACUCCCGAAAGCACCGAUGGGACCGAAACUCAUACUUCUCGUCACGGGCGAAAGCUGUGCCGGCAAGGACCAUUGCGCCGGUAUUUGGGUUUUCGCAUUCAUUUCAUGCACCAACAAAGCUCUCUCGGCACGUUCAGUCAGUAUCAGUGAUGAGACAAAGCGGGAAUACGCAGCAGCUACCAGCGCUGACAUAAAUCGCCUACUGCGGGACCGUACCUACAAAGAGCAACACCGGCCAGCAUUGACAGCGUUUUUUCAGGACCAGGUACGGCGACGACCUCGGCUGCCAGAAGAACAUUUUUUGAGUGCGGUGUACGGCGCCCUAGAUGUAGAUGUGUUGCUAAUCACUGGUAUGAGAGACGAGGCGCCGGUUGCAAACUUUUCGCAUCUGGUGCCGGAUAGCAGAGUGCUCGAGGUUCGCGUCGAAGCCAGCUACGUGACGCGGUGGCUUCGCCGGGGAAGUUACGGCCAUGGCCAUGCCAACAGCCCCAGCAGAAAUGAAGAGCCGAGCAUGAAGGCUCUAGAUUGCCUCCCCAGCCUUGUAUUCAACAACGAAAACAACGAUAUAACCGGAAAUAGAGCUGCAGUAGCGUUCGCCGAACGCCGCCUGCUCCCCCUUUUCCACGAGGAUCUGCAAAGGCUCGCCAACAUGGUUCGCUCGGUCCCUAGCUUCCCGCGCCCGGGUAUCGACUUCCAGCACGUUCUCGACAUCUCGCAGCAGCGUGGCGGGCUAGCGCUGUGCACGUCUCUACUGCAAACGCACUUCACCGGCGACUGGACCCAGGUCGAUGUAGUGGCCUGCUGCGAGACCGGCGGCUUCAUUUACGCAUCGGCAUUAGCCGCGCAAGUUGACGUACCGCUAGCGCUGAUCCGCCAGGCCGGCAAGCUCCCCCCACCCACCGUGUCCGUCGCCAAGUCCCCAUCGCAUAUCUCGUCGUCUUCCUCGGCUACAGCUGGCAACGGUUCGAAGGAGAGCAGGAUUGAGAUGGACCGCGAUGUGAUCCCUAAGGGCGCGUCGGUCGUGGUCGUGGACGAUGUGCUGGCCACGGGGGUGACGCUCUGUGCGGUGCUGCAGCUACUGACCGAGGUUGGCGUCGGUGCUGCGCAGGUCAGCGUCCUGGCGGUAGCAGAGUUUCCUGUUCACCGCGGCAGGGAACUGCUGCGCCGACGUGGGUUCGGCGGGGUUAAUGUGCAGAGUCUUUUGGUGUUUGGCGGUGCUUAGAAUAAUGACGAUGAUGAUUAUGAUGAUUAUGAUGACGAUGUUUGAAUUUGGGCACAUGGCUUUAAGGGGGGGAAAAGUGGAGAGGCAGAUAAAAGGGGUGGCAACGAAGCAGCCAGUUAGUUAAUAGUGAGAGAGCCUCUUCGAUUUAUCUAUCAAUCCCAGUGAGCAGGUUCUUAACAUUCAAGUUAUUUCCUAUGCCACCAUAUUGGUUCAUCUAUUUUGAUCAUGUUCAGUUUAUGUUACGCCAAAUAUAACAUAACAAUAUUUUCAAAUAUAAGACUAUCGCCAAC